This is a messenger RNA of Pseudocercospora fijiensis CIRAD86, 426 nucleotides long. RefSeq lists its product as uncharacterized. The record is from RefSeq and is a predicted model, not a curated record. The coding region runs from base 1 to 426 and encodes 141 amino acids. Lineage: Eukaryota; Fungi; Ascomycota; Dothideomycetes; Mycosphaerellales; Mycosphaerellaceae. The transcript is spliced from 3 exons.
AUGAUCUCUGAACUUCGACAGAUGCGCGACUCCAGGACCGCAAGGUCAAGGUGGCAGAAUCAAUUCAUCCAUCCCGUCUCGCACAUUUGUCAUUAUUCUCGGAGAUGUACGGAGGAUGGCAUUCACGACAUUGCUGUUCACCACUCUCCCUUCUCGACGCGCCUCGCAGCAAAAUUAAUAGCCCUCCCAGCCGCCUUCUUCGCAGGCUCCUACAACUUCGCCUUCAGUCAAAACGCAGUCCCAAUCCUCUACUUUCAACCCAGUAGCGUCUCGACCAAAGUCUUCGCACAGGUCUACUACAACGGUCUCAACAUCCUUGCACCAGUCAACGUCCUCGGCGCCGCAGCAUUCGCCUACGGCAUGGCAGUAGGUGCCCACGACACCCGAUUGCGGACCCCAAAAGGGGUUCUCAUGGGCGGUUGGUAA